Lampris incognitus (smalleye Pacific opah) is the source of this 852-nucleotide messenger RNA. RefSeq names its product carbonic anhydrase VII (gene ca7). Gene Ontology annotation, molecular function: carbonate dehydratase activity; zinc ion binding. Lineage: Eukaryota; Metazoa; Chordata; Actinopteri; Lampriformes; Lampridae. Gene Ontology annotation, cellular component: cytoplasm. Gene Ontology annotation, biological process: regulation of intracellular pH. The record is from RefSeq and is a predicted model, not a curated record. Bases 1 to 852 code for a protein of 283 amino acids. The transcript is spliced from 7 exons.
AUGACAGGGAAUCCCUGGGGAUACGGAGGCGAGAACGGUCCGUCCGAGUGGCAUAAAGACUUCCCCAUCGCCAAGGGGGACCGGCAGUCACCCAUCGACAUCGUCCCCCACGAGGCGUCAUACGACGCCAGCCUCCCCCCGUUUCUCCUCUGCUACGACCACUGCACCUCCAUCAGCAUCUCCAACAACGGCCACUCCGUGGUGGUGGAGUUUGACGACUCGGAUGACAGAUCAGUGAUCAGGGGCGGCCCUCUUAAGCAGGCCUACAGGCUGAAGCAGAUCCACUUCCACUGGGGCGGGAAGAGCUGCCACGGCUCUGAGCACACUGUCGCGGGGAAGUGCUACGCCUCUGAGCUUCAUCUGGUACACUGGAAUGCUGCCCAAUACAAGACGUUGGGGGAGGCGGCCACGGCUCCUGACGGUCUUGCUGUUCUCGGCAUCUUUUUAGAGACCGGAAACGACCACAGGUGGCUCCACAGCAUCACGGAUGCUCUGCACAGGGUGAAGUUCAAGGGAAGUGCUGUUGAUUUCAAAGGUUUCAACCCCAAGUGCCUCCUACCCAGCUGCCUCCACUACUGGACCUACCCCGGAUCGCUGACGACACCCCCGCUCCACGAGAGCGUCAUCUGGAUUGUCCUGAAGGAGCCGAUUAUGGUGUCUGAGAAACAGAUGGGCAAGUUCAGGACGCUUCUGUUCAGUGGAGAGGAGGAGGGUCAGAGGGCACACAUGGAGAACAACUUCAGGCCCCCGCAGCCCCUGAAAGGCAGGAAAGUGCAGGCCUCCUUCAACUAUCAACAAGUGGCCUGGUCCCAUGCCUGUCCGACACAAGGAGUCCAUCACACACCAAUAUAA